Molecule: messenger RNA, 3268 nt
Organism: Agrilus planipennis (emerald ash borer)
Lineage: Eukaryota; Metazoa; Arthropoda; Insecta; Coleoptera; Buprestidae
Product: ubiquitin carboxyl-terminal hydrolase 31
Exons: 8
Coding region: 183-3113 (976 amino acids)
Biological process (GO): protein deubiquitination
Molecular function (GO): cysteine-type deubiquitinase activity
Source: RefSeq, a predicted model, not a curated record
AAGCAUCAAUUUCCAUAUUCGUCGAGAAAAAGUAUGACAGAUAACAACAGUAUGAGGUUAAUUUGGUGUUGUAUUUAGUAACGAUAAAAUAGUUAUGUUCGAAAAAGUGUGUUAAAAACCACAAUUUAUGGAACAGUGUCGUACAACGAAUUUUUUUACGUGCAGAUUACGAUGUAAUUAUUAUGUCCGGUAAUGCAGUGGCCGUAGUAAUGAAAUCGAGUUCAGACGGUGAAUUAUUAGGGCCAUCCGAAAUGACACUAAAUAAUUCCAACAACGUGCAAUCUGUAGAAACUUCAAGACUGAAGCGUACCUUUACAUUGCCUAGGAACCCGUUCAACAGCACUAGAAUGUCAAGAAGACGUAUAAAGUCCGGCAAUAAUGAGACUGAUAAUAAAACUAACAACAAUAAUAAUCACAACAAUUCGAACGAAAUGGACAAAAACAAUAAAAAGAUAUUUCGAAGGCCUUCUUUUCGUAAACUCAUUAAUAAAAUAGCUCAACAUAUCGGUGGUGUGCCUGUUAUCAAUUCCGGUGCUGAUAACCGAGUGCCUCCCGUUGGUUAUCAGACGUGGACUCCUGAUCAAACGCCCGGAGUCACCGGUUUAAAAAACCACGGGAAUACGUGUUUUAUAAAUGCUGUUUUGCAGUGUAUUGCACAUACCGACAUUCUUGCAGAAUAUUUUGUCCUGGACUUGUACAAAGUCGAUUUAUCCCGAAGGAAUAAAUUAAACUCUAAGAAGUUCGGGACUAAAGGUGAAGUUACUGAACAGUUGGCGUUGAUUCUGAAAGCCCUUUGGGCUUGUCAGUACACUCCGGAGCUCAGUACCAGCUUUAAGCAGGUCGUUGAACGUCAUGGGUCUCAAUACAAGGGAUCCCAGCAGCAUGAUGCUCAUGAAUUCUUUCAGUGGUUACUGGACAAAGCCCACGAGGACCUCAAAAUGGCUUCAAAAAAGAAAUUCAAGACGAUUAAGGUUUCGGGAGGAGGAAAAUCGGAUGAAAUAAUUGCAGCAGAAACUUUGGCCAAUUACAAUAGGGGUAAUAAUUCCUUUAUACAGGCUGUAUUCCAGGCCCAGUAUCGAUCUUCGUUAAGCUGCUCACGAUGCCGAACGCAAUCAAACACGUUCGACCCCUUCCAGUGUAUUUCGGUUCAACUGCCUCAAAUUGAUCAUCAAUCCAUUUAUGUCACUGUACUGUACACUUCACAACAGCCUCGCCAAGUCCGUAUCGGUCUAAGUUUGCCUUCCGGAGCGACUGUGAUUGAACUACGUGAUAUUUUGGAAUCCGACACGUCGAUAAAUAAGAAAAAUAUGUUACUAACCGAAAUAGGUAGUAGUGGUUUUAUGAGAACAUUCACGAAUUCGCAACCAAUUAGCGUUAUAUCAGAAAUCGAUCCCGUUUAUUGUAUAGAAGUAGCUCAACUAAAAGACAUCGAAGAUGAUGCCACAAGUGCAUACAUCCUCUUAUGUUGGAUCAAUGUGGUGGUGCGAGAAGACUCAUGUGAAAGAUUUGGUAGUCCAUAUACUAUGCAGAUUAGUAGAGAAACUUCAUAUGAAGAUUUACAAAAGCUUGUUCUAAAAGAGAUGGCCUCCAUAUUGCACGAUGACGUCCUAACAUCAUCUCAACCUUGUGGGAUAUUCAAAAUGAAAAUUUCCGAUCCGGCAUGUGAUGAUAACGAACCUCCGUGCUAUUUGGAACCAGAGUUGCAACAUCCGCUCUUUAUGGAAGCAAUUGACCAAGCCUUAGCCCUUUGCGGCGAAGAUGAAGGACCCGCCCACGUAAAAUUAGUGCUCGAAUGGACACCAGAAACCAAGACCGCAAUUAUUGCAGAUGAUUGCGAUUACGUGGAAGAGCAUUCAAGUGUUAGAGAAUUGAAAGCCCAAGCCCUUCAAGGUGGAGCUCCCUUGACUUUAGAAGAGUGCCUAAGACAUUACACCAAGGCAGAAACCUUGACAAUGGACGAUGCUUGGAGAUGUCCUCAUUGUCAGCAGUACUUACCAGUAGUAAAAACCCUUGAUGUAUGGUCUUUGCCUGAUAUUCUUGUGGUUCAUUUCAAACGUUUCAGGCAACAAACUCUUAAAGGCUGUCAAAGUACUAAGCUGACAACUAUGGUCGAUUUCCCUGUGUUCGGUUUCGACAUGUCGCCCCAUUUAGCCAACAAAAAAAACACGACCACCAUUUCAAACGAUCUUCCCGACUCGGCUCAUCUAAUUAUGCACCAAAACAAUUCAACUUGGAAACGUUCACCGCCACAACAUCGGACAGCUCCUCCUCCAUCUGAAAAUGACAAUACCUACGAUCUGUACGCUGUAUGUUACCAUCAUGGUUCGGAUUUAGAAACAGGUCAUUACACAGCGGCCUGCAGGAAUCCCUACGAUGGUCAUUGGUAUCUCUACGAUGACACCAAAGUAACGAAUUUGAGCCAGCAAACUAAUGAUAUCGGGUCUGUUCUAGUGAAUAGUAGCGCGUAUAUUUUAUUUUACCAAAAGAGGAGCGGAGUGUACGUGGGUUCUAGUUCAAGUAGCGCAGCCAGUUCCAGUUCUGUAUGUUCUAGCGGUGACCACUGGGUCACCAGAAUGCCUAAAUUCAAUUACGUACCGCCAAAGACCAUAAAAGUUGCCAAUAAUAAUAAUAAUAUUAAUAAUAAACAAACCUCUGUGGAAACAAAGCCGAAAAAUUGUGAAGUGGCGUCUCAAGAACUGAUUGAUGUUGCUACUGAAGAAAUUUCUGCUGAAGAAACCUUGAAGGACGUGAAAAACGAUCUCGAACAAAAGAAUGGUCCUGUUACACUAUCCAUUAAUGGUAUGAAAGAAGAUAUUGAAAUUGAAGAAGACGUUGUCGAGGAGGUGAAGGGACCUGUAUAUACUACAAGUAUAUUUAUCAAUUCAUCGGGAAAUGUAGAUAUUAAGGCAACACGAACGGACAGAUCGCCUGUUUUAAGUCUACAUAGGAUAAAUGGGGUAGCAGAAGAAAGAAAAGGAAUCAUCGAUGGAACAGUCCCAAGGGAGAAAAAACGGAUCUGUCAUUCCAAUGAGGUGUUUGCCGUUAGGCCCGUGUGGGCUUCAACUAAUUCUAUGCACACCGUUCCAUCGAGUCAGUCUCAAAUGUCCAUAUAAUCAUCGAAUUGCAUAACGAAUUCAUUGGUCAAUUUAAGAGAACAAAGUGCAUUAAAUUUUUGACAAGUUACAAUCGGUACCUUGUUAUUUAUGUCCGUGUAUGAUAAAUUCGAAAUUAUUUUAUGAAAAACAUUGUAUAUGUUAAAUACCUUUAG